GCCACAUAUGACAGUCGCAGGUACAUUUUUGACGCGUGUGGUGUGAAACUAGCCAAAAGGAAUCCCAAAAUGAAGAAUCAGCAAGUGUUGGUGGACUACUGGACGAUGCUUAAGACAUCCGGACUGUGCCUGCUGCUGGCAUUCUGUGGAUUCGUACUGCUCAAAAUGGUGCAGACUGUAUUCUGGCUGCCGGGGCACCUGAAGAAGAACCAACAGCGCCUGGAGGAAAUGGCCAAGCAGUAUGCCAAGGAGAUUGGGGACGAUGAGCGGGCCGAAAUAGAGAAGCUCUUCAACAGCAGCGAGCCGCUGACAGAGGAGCGCAUCAACCAGUUGCUGGACAAGCCGGCGGAGCCCAAGAAGGAGCAGUAGAGCAGAUU
Messenger RNA from Drosophila obscura, 377 nucleotides. RefSeq lists its product as uncharacterized. The record is from RefSeq and is a predicted model, not a curated record. NCBI's taxonomy places the organism in Eukaryota, Metazoa, Arthropoda, Insecta, Diptera, Drosophilidae. Bases 70 to 369 code for a protein of 99 amino acids. The transcript has 2 exons.